AUGGCCAGUACACCUGCGAACACCACUGAGGUUAUCCAACUCACAGUCCCAUCACAUUUUCCUAUCAAACUCACCCCUUCGAACUUUUCUGUCUGGAGGCGCCAGGUCCAAUCCACAUUGAUUGGCUUCAAUCUUCUCGGCUUCAUUGACGGUUCUGUCAAAGAACCAGCCGCAUUUAAUGAUUCUGCUCACACGAUCGCGAACUCGGCUCAUCUUGUCUGGUAUCGCCAAGACCAGAUAAUCAUCAACGCUCUUUUGGUGAGCUGUUGUGACACAAUCCAGCCCCUCAUCAUAUCCACAGCUAAAAUUGCCAAUGAUGCCUGGCAACGACUUCUCGUCAGUUAUGCUAGUGCCACUCGAGGACGAAUCAUUUCCCUCAAGGCCAAGCUCAGGAAAAACCCGAGAGGCGCUCGGUCCGUUACCGCCUAUCUCAAUGAUAUGCGUUCCAUAGCUGAUGAACUUGCUUUGGCUCAGUGUCCGGUCUCCGAUGAAGACAUUGUUGUCUAUGUUUUGACUCAAUUAGGAGAUGAGUACAAAUCUAUCAUGUCAGUUGUCCGCAUUCGUGAAACUCCAAUUUCCUUGGGAGAAUUAGCAGACAUUCUCACUGAUCAUGAACGCCAACUAAAGGAGGCCGAUGAUGCUCACCAGUCCUUAAUGACCAGUGCUAAUAUUACUCAACGUGGCUCUUUUGGUUCUCGUAAUCAACAGCCUGCGUCGAUCCGAAGGUUCCGUAAUAAUAAUAACAACGGUACCGCCAAUAACAGACCAAAUUCACCGCAAGGAAGAACCAAUCGAAUGGGUGUUGUUUGCAAAUUUUGUAAUUUUGCUGGUAAUGAAACGCGAGUUUGCCGGAAGUUAGCCCGAUUUUUGAAAGAACAUAAUGUUUUUCCCAUGCAGGCCGCUUCGUCAUAUCCGUCUCCUACGGCCAAUUCCACCAUCGGCUCGACCUCAUCAUGGCUGUUUGACACGGGCGCUUCUCACCACGCCACUCCAAGUGUGAACCCUUUGCAGACCUUUUCAGAGUACACUGGUCCUAAUGAAGUUCGCCUGGGCAACGAUAAUUCUCUACAAAUUUCCCAUAUAGGUCAGUCUACCAUUCCCACUUUCGCUUCCGUCCUUACUCUGCGCAAUGUCUUGUGUGUUCCAAAGUUACAAAAUAAUCUAGUGUCCAUCUCUCAGCUGUUUAAAACUAAUAAAGUAUCUGUUGAACUUUUUGAUUCCCACUUUCUUGUGAAGGAACUUCAAACGGGGACCACACAGUUACGGAGGACGAACAUUAACGGUGUCUACUAUGGACCUUUGUCUUAUGAGCCUACAAUAAACACUGUGCGUCUAUCUCAUGCGUUUUAG
Ipomoea nil (Japanese morning glory) is the source of this 1350-nucleotide messenger RNA. RefSeq lists its product as uncharacterized. The record is from RefSeq and is a predicted model, not a curated record. Bases 1 to 1350 code for a protein of 449 amino acids. The transcript has a single exon. Lineage: Eukaryota; Viridiplantae; Streptophyta; Magnoliopsida; Solanales; Convolvulaceae.